UAUGCAAAUUUCGCAAACAUAGGACGAAAAAUCGUCAAUAUAUUCGCCAAAUAUCAAGAAUUCAAAUAUGGCCGCUGCCGCUCGUCACUACUGUUAUCUGCCAGAGCCUUCCUAAGAAAGUGUGCAUCAAAACAAAGACAAAGGCGGAGAGUUAUCAAAACCUGUGUAGGAGCAUAAAAAGAAGAAAGAGGACAAUUUGGAUCAAAGUCAUCUGAAUGGUAGAACUUGCAGGAGUCGGGGUUCUUCUUCUAUCCACCAACUGGUUUAUGUUCUUGUGACCUUAAUAUAAAUCAGCAACGUGAGUCUCUGCGUGAUCUUCAAUGCAAAUAUUGAUCUUAUUGUCUUCAAGCCACAUGAUGUCUUAUGUCAUCUUCUUACCCGCAAAUAUGAAUAAAAAUAAAGUGAACCUUGUCAGCUUGGGAAAACAUGAGAAAAUGCCUGCCUACGCAGGAAACAGCUGUCACUGAGUUUUUACUCCUAUCUCUGUCUCCUGUCUGUCGCUCCCUGCUGCAUGUUUGUACACUCUGAAUAUUGAAUAAAAUGGAUGAACAUUGCCACAAGGGUGACCAGAGUCUGGACAAGGACAUAAGACUUAAGGCUGCCAUAAAGCGGAUUAUGCAGUGUGAUCUUCAGAAGGAAGAUCUAAUGGAUCCAGCGAUCUUUGCCCAGGCUGACUGUGUGAUCACUGCCUGCUUCUUGGAAUUCACCAGUGAAAACCUCAAGGAAUAUAACCAGAAUGUCAAGAAAAUGUCAAACUUGCUGAAACCUGGAGGACACCUGAUAUUAAUCGGGAUUCUAAAUGCAACAUAUAUGAUGGUUGGGGAGGAGAAGAUCCAUGUCUUGAAACAUGAUGAAUCCCAUGCGAGGAAAGCUCUUACUGAAGGAGGCUUCACUAUCGACCAAUGUGAGAUCCACAACAGGAAGGCAGAAAGUGAUCUUAUUAACUACGAGAAGAUCAUAUUUAUCACAGCUCACAAGAUAAAGUAGAGAUCAACAACAAAGAAGUCAACGUGGAACUGUCCAACCUCCAUAAAGCAGUUCGAUAUUUGGUGGUUGGACCUUCUUAGAGAUUGUCUCAGUUUUUUUGUUUUGUUUCAGAGCUUCUUAUAGUUAUUACAUUCCUCUCUUCAUAAUAAACUCAUA
This is a messenger RNA of Hyla sarda, 1143 nucleotides long. Its product is annotated as nicotinamide N-methyltransferase-like. The coding region runs from base 541 to 987 and encodes 148 amino acids. The transcript has 3 exons. Gene Ontology annotation, molecular function: N-methyltransferase activity. NCBI's taxonomy places the organism in Eukaryota, Metazoa, Chordata, Amphibia, Anura, Hylidae. Gene Ontology annotation, cellular component: cytosol. The record is from RefSeq and is a predicted model, not a curated record.